CUUGUUGCAGAUCCUUGCGCCAGCAACCCUUGUCACCAUGGCAACUGCAGCAGCAGCAGCAGCAGCAGCAGCGUUGGCUACCUCUGCAUUUGCAAUGAAGGCUAUGAAGGUCCCGACUGUCAACAGGCACUUCCCAGUCUCCCAGCCUCGGGCUGGACGGAGUCCAUGGCCCCCAGGCAGCUUCAGCCUGUCCCCGUUACCCAGGAGCCUGACAUAAUCAUGCCCCGCUCUCAGGCGACAGUGACACUGCCAACCUGGCAGCCGAAAACAGGGCAGAAAGUUGUAGAGAUGAAAUGGGAUCAAGUGGAGGCACUUCCCAGUCUCCCAGCCUCGGGCUGGACGGAGUCCGUGGCCCCCAGGCAGCUUCAGCCUGUCCCCGUUACCCAGGAGCCUGACAUAAUCCUGCCCCGCUCUCAGGCGACAGUGACACUGCCAACCUGGCAGCCGAAAACAGGGCAGAAAGUUGUAGAGAUGAAAUGGGAUCAAGUGGAGGUGCUCCCAGAUAUUGCCUGUGGGAAUGCCAGUUCUAACAGCUCAGCGGGUGGCCGUCUGGUUUCCUUUGAAGUGCCGCAGAACACCUCAGUAAAAAUUCGGCAAGAUGCCACCGCUUCGCUGAUUUUGCUAUGGAAGGUCACGGCUGCAGGAUUUCAACAGUGCUCCCUCGUAGACGGACGAAGCGUGACCCCCCUCCAGGCUCCAGGGGGCCUUGUCCUCUUGGAGGAGAUGCUCACCUUGGGGCAUAAUCACUUCAUCGGUGAGUUAUGA
Galeopterus variegatus (Sunda flying lemur) is the source of this 765-nucleotide messenger RNA. RefSeq names its product delta and Notch-like epidermal growth factor-related receptor. The annotation marks the transcript as partial. The record is from RefSeq and is a predicted model, not a curated record. The transcript has 4 exons. NCBI's taxonomy places the organism in Eukaryota, Metazoa, Chordata, Mammalia, Dermoptera, Cynocephalidae.